CUCCUCGAGGAAUUUGAUGUCUCCAGCAAUGAAUUCUCGGGGGAGAUUGGUGAUGGGGUUUUCGACGGGUGCACCAAGCUUGGGUUUCUGAAUCUCUCUUCGAAUCGUUUUACGGGGAAGCUGCCCGGGUCCCUGUUGGAUUUGAAGUCGUUGGAGCUGAUUAAUCUGUCGAACAACGCGUUUUCGGGCGAAAUCCCUGCGGGGUUCUUUACCUCAUUGCCCAGUUUGAAAACAGUGCAGUUUUCGUUCAAUAAUUUCACCGGCGAACUUCCUGACUCGUUAUGGAGGUUGCCCAAGUUGGAGAUGCUAGAUCUUAGUGCCAAUGGGUUUUCGGGUUCGAUCCCCUCGAGGAGCAUGUGCUCGAGUCCUAGCUUGCAAGAGCUCUACCUGCAGGAUAAUCUCUUUACUGGAACGAUUCCUGAGAGCAUCAGCAACUGUUCGGUGCUCUUCUCGCUUGAUCUCAGCUUUAAUUAUCUCACUGGAUCUAUCCCUUCUUCUCUUGGUUCGCUGUCCCGGCUUAGAGAUCUGAUUUUGGGGCAGAAUAUACUAGAAGGCAAGAUCCCGAGUGAGCUCAAGCUUGUUUCUACCCUUGAAAACUUGAUUCUGGACACAAAUGGCCUUUCUGGUUCGAUUCCUGAGGGGCUCAGCAACUGCACGAACUUGAACUGGAUUUCUUUGUCGAGCAACCAUUUGAGUGGGGAGAUACCCUCGUGGAUCGGGAAGCUUGAGAAGCUUGCAAUUCUGAAGCUUAGCAACAACUCUUUCUCUGGUGAGAUCCCGAAAGAGCUUGGGGAUUGCAAGAGCUUGAUAUGGCUUGAUCUCAAUAAUAAUAAUUUGAGCGGGAGGAUACCAGGUACGCUGGCAAAGCAAUCAGGAAAAAUUGCUGUUGGCUUGCUGACAGGGAAGAGGUAUGUUUAUUUGAAGAAUGAUGGGAGUAGAGAGUGCCGAGGGUCAGGCAAUUUGCUUGAGUUUGCUGGAAUCCGGCCAGAGGCUGUCAACCGGCUACCUAGCCGGGACUCUUGUAACUUUACGAGGGUUUAUAAGGGGAGCACCCAGUACACAUUCAACAACAAUGGUUCGAUGAUCUUUCUUGAUUUGUCUUAUAAUCGUUUGGAAGGUGAGAUACCGAAGGAAAUUGGGGAUAUGUUCUAUCUCAUGGUUCUUAAUCUUGGCAACAAUUCACUCUCUGGUCCAAUACCUAUGGAGUUGGGGAACUUGAGGUCUGUUGGAGUCUUUGAUCUCUCUCAUAACUUACUCGAAGGUCCUAUUCCUGGAUCCUUCUCAGGUUUAACUUUGCUAUCGGAGAUUGAUCUCUCUAACAACAAGCUUAAUGGUACCAUUCCUGAAUUGGGUCAGUUGGCAACAUUUCCAAGGUACAGGUAUGAGAACAAUUCAGGCCUUUGUGGGUUCCCCCUCCAACCUUGUGGAAAAAGUACCAUUGCGAACUUGGACAAUGAUCACCAGAUGUCUCGCCGUCGCCAGGCCUCCAUUGUUGCGAGCAUUGCUAUGGUUUUGCUCUUCAUCAUUCUUUGUAUCUUUGGCGUGAUCAUAUUUGUUAUUGAGAAUAAGAAGAGACGGAAUAUGAAGAGUAACACGAGCAAUAACAAUCUUCGAGAUAUGUAUACUGAUAACAGGUCACACUCGGGUACUGCAAACAGCAACUGGAAGCUGACUGGUACCAAGGAAGCCUUAAGCAUAAGUCUUGCCACAUUUGAUCAAAAGCCCCUGCAAAAGCUCACUUUUGCAGAUCUUCUCGAAGCCACCAAUGGCUUCCAUAAUGAUAGUAUGGUCGGCUCUGGUGGAUUUGGUGAUGUAUACAAAGCUCAGCUCAAAGAUGGCAGUGUUGUGGCAAUCAAGAAACUCAUACACAUCAGCGGGCAAGGUGACCGAGAGUUCAUGGCUGAGAUGGAAACUAUUGGGAGGAUCAAGCACCGAAAUCUUGUUCCUUUAUUAGGCUACUGCAAGGUCGGAGAAGAAAGACUCCUAGUCUAUGAAUACAUGAAGUAUGGAAGUCUGGAAGAUGUCCUCCACGAUCGAAAGAAGGCAGGGAUCAAGCUCAAUUGGGCGGCGAGGAGAAAGAUUGCAGUGGGAGCUGCCAGACAUAUAAUCCAUAGAGACAUGAAAUCGAGCAAUGUCCUCUUGGAUGAGAACUUGGAAGCUAGGGUUUCUGAUUUUGGGAUGGCAAGGAUGAUGAGUGCAAUGGACACACAUUUGAGUGUUUCAACACUGGCGGGCACCCCUGGUUAUGUCCCUCCAGAGUACUAUCAGAGUUUUCGGUGCACUACAAGAGGCGAUGUAUAUAGUUAUGGAGUUGUUUUGCUCGAGUUGCUCACAGGGAGAUUACCAACGGACUCUUCGGAUUUCGGUGACAACAACUUGGUUGGCUGGGUGAAGCUGCAUUCGAAGCUUAAGAUUAGUGAUGUGUUUGAUCGGGAGCUUAUUAAAGAGGAUCCCUCUCUGGAACUCGAGCUUCUUGAACAUCUGAAGAUUGCCUGUGCUUGCCUGGAUGAAAGGCCAAUGAGACGGCCUACAAUGGUGAAGGUGAUGGCAAUGUUUAAGGAGAUUCAAGCAGGAUCGACAGUAUGUUCGUCGGUCUCUGACGUUGCGGUUUCAGUGACAGAUGGGAGUUUUAACUCUUCAGAUAUGAGUUUGAAGGAAGGGAAAGAAGAAAAAGAUUGAAAAGCGCCUGCUUCUUCUUUCAUUACCAUUUAAUGGGUAUGAUUUUUUUCCCCUCCCGUUAUUGCAAAAUAUGUGUAAUAUAUGUAGGAAAUUCCUGUUUUUCUCCAUGUCACAUACGUUAGCAAGAGUUCCAUCUGAUGUAUAUAUUGUGAUUUUCUAGGAAAUGUUAUGAUUCCUUGUUUUGGGUUCA
Messenger RNA from Asparagus officinalis (garden asparagus), 2869 nucleotides. Its product is annotated as brassinosteroid LRR receptor kinase BRI1-like. The transcript has a single exon. The annotation marks the transcript as partial. Gene Ontology annotation, molecular function: protein kinase activity; ATP binding; protein binding. NCBI's taxonomy places the organism in Eukaryota, Viridiplantae, Streptophyta, Magnoliopsida, Asparagales, Asparagaceae. The record is from RefSeq and is a predicted model, not a curated record. Gene Ontology annotation, biological process: protein phosphorylation.